AUGCUAAGACUUCUGGCACUCGAGAGGGCAACUGCAACCUUACAAAGCGAUCCUGGCCCUGCAACCGAUGGCGGUCCCUUUCAUGAUACAGUAGCCCAGGCUGCAACACAGAGAGAGAGCACCGACGCGACCAACGCUGGUCUUUACGGCCGCCAAUCUAGCAAUACAGGGGGCUCCCGACAACCGACAACUGCUCUUAAAGACGGCUUGACACAGCAAACUUCGGAGGGCGCGAGAUUCUUGCAGAGAGAACUGGAGUCGAAUGUAAUGAUGGGUCAAGACAGGUCUGUUGUUUUGAGACGUGCAAUCGAUUUCGUCAGUCGUAUCUCCAAUUCGGGUGAUCUGUCUUCUGUGACCAGCACAUUCAAGUCUGGCACAACAGGCAGUGAUGCUGAACCGCAUAAGUUUCCUCCGGAACUACUGUACAUGAUGACAAUAACCCCGGAUCCCGAGCCAGGUGUCAUGAAACGGUCGUUCUGGCCAGACCACAUUUCUCUCGAGACUUUAGAAAAUAUGUGUCUGUCUAUCAUGGAGGAGAAAGAAGAUCGACAGACCCUAAUCUGCUAUCGGAUCUGUGUCUAUAUGAAAGCUGUCACCCUGAUCAGCCGCCUGCCCAGAAGAGAUCGAAGUGCUCUGGUCCGCCGUCAUCUCGAACAAAGCAAGAGACAGUACGAAGACGAGAUACACCGUGCGCUGAGCGAGUUGGAUUUUCUGAGGCCCCCAAGUUUAUCUUUCCUACAGGCCCUUUUAUCGGGGGCCCUCUUCAUGCAAAAUCAAGGUGACAUGUCCCGAAGCUGGACAUUAACAGCAUUCGCCUCGAGGACCUUGGUCUCUCUAAAUUACCAUACGAUCGACAAGUGCGUACCGUCAGAGGGAGAUAUGCAGGAUAUCUAUGGAGCUCUCUACAUAUGUUACUAUCUUGACAAAAUUCUGAGUGUCCUCCUGCUCCGUCCUCCUUCGCUUCCAAGACUGAAGAUAAAGCCAGCAGACUUGGUCCGCCUGGAUCCUCGGCUUCCUCUUAGUGCUUGCGUCAAGGUUAUGGUUUGUCUUGGUCAGAUUCAGGAUGGAGUCCUUGAUGUACUCUUCAUCCAAAAUGAGAAGAAUGAUAAGGUCAUUACAGUCAAUGCACUGGUCCAGGAAAUGUAUCAUCUGCGCACAUUGAUGGAUGAGGUGAGAAACCCAAACCCGGAACGAGAAUCAGCUGACAAACAGCCCUCCCAGCCACAAUGUCAGAAGCUUGCAGAAGAAACAUACUUUGAAUGGGCAGCUAUUGAAUUCGGCUACUAUGCUCUUCUGGCCAGUGUUUUCCACCUGCAACAGCGCGUUGUGCAAGGCCCGUUAUCUCGACAAGAAUGUCUCCACGCUGCGCGGCAGUCGCUGGUCCAGCUCACCAAGCUGCAGGACGAAAUCGCCAUAGAUAAGAAUUUCCUGGACGAGUAUCCCUACUUCCUCACAUGGCAAGUCUUCCCCCCAUACAUAGCAGUGUCCUGCGGUGUUGAUUGCAUAUUAUCUGACUAUAUCGCCUAG
Messenger RNA from Aspergillus udagawae, 1527 nucleotides. Its product is annotated as fungal specific transcription factor domain-containing protein. The coding region runs from base 1 to 1527 and encodes 508 amino acids. The transcript has 4 exons. Lineage: Eukaryota; Fungi; Ascomycota; Eurotiomycetes; Eurotiales; Aspergillaceae. The record is from RefSeq and is a predicted model, not a curated record.